Messenger RNA from Echinops telfairi (small Madagascar hedgehog), 566 nucleotides. Its product is annotated as peroxiredoxin-5, mitochondrial. The record is from RefSeq and is a predicted model, not a curated record. Lineage: Eukaryota; Metazoa; Chordata; Mammalia; Afrosoricida; Tenrecidae. Gene Ontology annotation, molecular function: thioredoxin peroxidase activity. The transcript has a single exon. Gene Ontology annotation, biological process: hydrogen peroxide catabolic process; cellular response to oxidative stress; cell redox homeostasis. Gene Ontology annotation, cellular component: cytoplasm; peroxisome; mitochondrion. Bases 78 to 566 code for a protein of 162 amino acids.
CGGGACGGCGACGGGAAGGAGGAAGAAAAAGGUGGACGUGUGACGGCGUCCGCGGAUUCCACAGAGCUGCAGCAGCCAUGGCCCCGAUCAAGGUGGGCGAUGCCCUUCCCGCGGUGGUGGUGUUCGAAGGGGAGCCUGGGACCAAGGUGAGCCUGGCCGAGCUGUACAAGGGCAAGAAGGGUGUCCUCUUCGGAGUUCCUGCAGCCUUCACCCCAGGCUGUUCCAAGACUCACCUUCCGGGGUUUGUGGAGCAGGCUGGGGCUCUGAAGGCAAAGGGAGCCCAGGUGGUGGCUUGUCUGAGCGUCAACGAUGUCUUUGUGACCAGCGAAUGGGGGAAAGCCCACCAGGCAGAAGGCAAGGUUCAGCUCCUGACGGACCCCACUGGGGCCUUUGGGAAGGAAACAGAUCUGCUCUUACAUGACUCCUUGGUGCCGGUCUUUGGGAACCGAAGGCUCAAGAGGUUCUCCAUGGUGAUCGAGGACGGCAUAGUAAAGGCCCUGAAUGUGGAGCCAGAUGGCACAGGCCUCACCUGUAGUCUGGCCCCCAAUAUCCUCUCGCAGCUCUGA